UCGCAGAGCACUGCAACUCAGACACUCCUUAGGUUUCACUUUGAGAGCUACUGUGGGAUUGAGGUCAGUGAGGGCUAGCAUAAAGAUGGACAGCCAGGCUCCACCCAGGCUCCACCCUGGUUCCCUUAAUCCUUUUCUCCCCACCCCACCCCCACUACUCCCUCACACUGACCCGUGUCCUGGGCCUUUAAGAGUUGGAUGGGCUGGACUAAGGAGAGAGCUCACACCUCUGUCCACCCCACUCCUUCCAUCUGGCUCUAACUCUGCCAGUCACAGCAGCAAACUGCAGUGGAAGAGGGGAGGAAGCAAGCGAGUACAAGAGGAGCAAAGGAGAAAAGAAGCCAGGCUGAGCUUCCUCAUCCACAGUGGAGACCAUCGCAGAGCUCAGGAGGCAUAGCUCACAGACACAGGACUACAGUUCUGCUAUCCUGCCCACGGUGACUCUGGCGCCAACUAGUGGAGCAGUGGGUGAUGGCAUCCCUGCUGCAAGACCAGCUGACCGCUCAUCAGGACCUGCUGCUGAUGCAGGAAGGCAUGUUGAUGUACAAGGUGAAGUCCAAAACCUGGAAGAAGCUAAGAUACUUCAGACUUCAGAAUGACGGCAUGACAGUCUGGCAUGAGCGGCAGGCCUGGGGCAGGGCCAAGCCCAGCUUCUCAAUCUCUGAUGUGGAGACAGUGCGUAAAGGCCACGAUUCUGAGUUGCUGCGCAGCCUGGCAGAGGAGUUCCCGCUGGAGCAGGGCUUCACCGUUGUCUUCCAUGGCCGCCGCUCCAACCUGGACCUGGUGGCCAACAGUGUUAAGGAGGCCCAGAUCUGGAUGCAAGGGCUCCAGCUGUUGGUGGACCUUGUCACCAGCAUGGACCAACAGGAACAGCGGGACCAACCUGGAUGGCUGAGUGACUGGUUCCAGCGUGGAGACAAAAACCAGGAUGGUCGGAUGACUUUCCAGGAAGUUCAGCGGUUACUGCACUUGAUGAAUGUGGAAAUGGACCAAGAAUAUGCCUUCAGUCUUUUCCAGGAAGCAGACACAUCCCAGUCUGGGACUCUAGAGGGUGAAGAAUUUGUACAGUUCUAUAAGGCAUUGACUAAGCGUGAUGAGGUGCAGGAGCUGUUUGAAAGCUUUUCAGCUGAUAAGCAGAAGCUGACCUUACUGGAAUUUUUGGAUUUCCUCCGAGAGGAGCAGAAAGAACGAGACUGUGCCCGUGAGCUUGCUCUGGAACUCAUCGACCGCUAUGAACCUUCAGACAGCGGCAAACUGCGGCAUGUGCUGAGCGUGGAUGGCUUCCUCAGCUACCUCUGCUCAAAGGACGGAGACAUCUUCAACCCAGCCUGCCUCCCCAUCUACCAGGAUAUGACUCAACCCCUGAGCCACUACUUCAUCAACUCCUCGCACAACACCUACCUAAUGAGAGACCAGCUUUGUGGCCAGAGCAGCGUCGAGGGAUAUAUAUGGGCCCUGAAGCAGGGGUGCCGCUGCGUAGAGGUGGAUGUAUGGGAUGGACCUAGUGGGGAACCCGUCGUUUACCACGGACACACCCUGACCUCCCGCAUCCUAUUCAAAGAUGUUGUGGCCACAGUAGCACAGUAUGCCUUCCAGACAUCAGACUACCCAGUCAUCUUGUCUCUGGAGAACCACUGCAGCUGGGAACAGCAGGAGACCAUGGCACACCAUCUGACUGAGAUCCUCGGGGAGCAGCUGCUGAACACCACCUUGGAUGGGCUGCUGCCCACUCAGCUGCCCUCGCCUGAGGAGCUUCGGAGGAAGAUCUUGGUGAAGGGGAAGAAAUUAGAUGCACUUGAGGAGGAUCUUAAGGACGAGGAAGAGGAGGAAGAGGAGCCAGACUCUGAGCUGGAACGACAGCCGGAGUCAGAAUCGGUGCUAGAGUACCAGUAUGAGACAGAGCCCAAGCCUGAGCUCCAGAAACUGAGACCUUUGAGUAAGGACAAAAAGGAGAAGGUUGUGACGUGUCCGUCGUUUUGUCUGCCUAUCUGUUGUCAGACUACAGCCCAGGCUUCUAUUUCCAAGUCUGAGGCCCUUCUCUUGUCCCAGCAGAAGUCCAAGGUUAUCUUGUGUCCAGCCCUCUCUGACCUGGUUGUCUACUUGAAGACUGUCUCAUUCCACGGCUUCACUCAUUCAAAGGAGCACUACCACUGCUAUGAGAUAUCGUCCUUCUCUGAAACUAAGGCCAGGCGCCUGGUCAAGGAGGCUGGCAAUGAAUUUGUGCAGCACAAUGCCUGGCAAUUAAGUCGUGUGUACCCCAGUGGCCUGAGGACAGACUCUUCCAACUACAACCCCCAGGAAAUGUGGAAUGCAGGCUGCCAGAUGGUGGCUAUGAAUAUGCAGACUGCAGGGCUUGAAAUGGACAUCUACGAUGGGCUCUUCCGCCAGAAUGGUGGCUGUGGUUAUGUGUUGAAGCCAGACUUCCUGUGUGAUGCUCAGAGUUCCUUCUGCCCAGAGAGGCCCAUUAGCCCUUUCAAGGCCCAGACCCUCUUAAUCCAGGUGAUCAGUGGUCAGCAACUCCCCAAAGUGAACAAGACCAAAGAGGGGUCCAUUGUGGAUCCACUGGUGAGAGUGCAGAUCUUUGGUGUCCGUCUAGACACAACCCGGCAAGAGACCAACUAUGUGCAGAACAACGGAUUUAAUCCAUACUGGGGGCAGACACUAUGCUUCCGGGUCCUGGUGCCUGAACUCGCCAUGGUGCGUUUUGUAGUAAAGGAUUAUAACUGGAAAUCCCGAAAUGACUUUAUUGGUCAGUACACCCUGCCAUGGACAUGCAUGCAACAAGGUUACCGCCACAUACACCUGCUCUCCAAGGAUGGCACCAGCCUCCACCCAGCUUCCAUCUUUGUGUACAUCUGUAUCCGGGAAGACCUGGAGGAGGAUGAAUCCUGAGCUUGUGGUUAUCUCUCCUGCCCUUUCCCUUUGUGGAUUCUAGAUUCUAUACUGGAGUUCUGCCUUCGUCUUGCUGUAGGCUCAACCCCACACCCAGAUCUACAACUAAUCUUUCCCAUCAACUCUGGUGCGAAAGCAGACUGCAACUAGAAAUCCAGAGGUGUGUGGCGCAGAGAAACCUAAAGAUGCAUUAUCCCCUCCAUGCCUGACUUCCUCAAAGCCCAGAGCCAAGGGAAGGAUAAAUCAAAUCUCAAGGCUUCCUAGGCAAAGGUCAGGGAAGGAGACCUAACCGCAGAACUGUACUGACUCUCAAGAGAACACUGAGCGCCACACAGAGUCCCCACUGGACCGCUCCAUCUUAGCCCCACUGGUAUAAAUGCAGCU
This is a messenger RNA of Lemur catta (Ring-tailed lemur), 3276 nucleotides long. RefSeq names its product phospholipase C delta 4 (gene PLCD4). Gene Ontology annotation, biological process: lipid metabolic process; intracellular signal transduction. Lineage: Eukaryota; Metazoa; Chordata; Mammalia; Primates; Lemuridae. Bases 472 to 2892 code for a protein of 806 amino acids. The record is from RefSeq and is a predicted model, not a curated record. The transcript is spliced from 18 exons. Gene Ontology annotation, molecular function: phosphatidylinositol-4,5-bisphosphate phospholipase C activity; calcium ion binding.